AUGAGCGCUUCCACGAGAGUUGCGCGUCGGGCGCUGGUCGUCAACCCCUUCCUGGGCACUGGCCGUACGCUGCCCAGGUCUACUCUUCUUGCCACAACAGCUCUCCUGGCCCGCAAUGCCCAGGGGCUAGCGCUGAACGGCCCGGCAUCCGCCCUUCUCAUUCCAGUCCGCACCCUCACCACAGAGACCGUCACUCAUGCCGGUCCUCCCGCCGGUCCGCCGCCGGGCUUCAACCCAGAGGAGGCUAAGAAACCUCUUCCAAGGGAGCCCAUCACGGUGACGAAGCCCCUGCCGAAGCUGGAGCCGAAGCCGAUCAAGGUCGGUGAGCCGGCGGUGAAGGCUGUGGAGGCUGCCAAGCCCGCUGCGUCGGAAGCUCCGGCCGGCGAGAGCGUCCCGUCCCCCACCCAGCUCGCCACGGCGGCGAAGGAGGCUGCGGUCCCAGAGAAGACGGAGGCCAAGAAGGAGAAGGAGCAAAAGUUGACGAUUGGGCAGAAGAUAAAGAAAGAACUGCAGCACUACUGGGAUGGCACGAAGCUGCUGGCCGCCGAGGUCAAGAUUAGCUCGCGCCUGGCCCUCAAGAUGGCCGCCGGCUACGAGCUCACCCGUCGCGAGAGCCGCCAGCUUCGCCGUACGGUCCAGGACCUUGCCCGGCUGGUGCCUUUCUCAGUCUUCGUCAUCGUGCCCUUCGCCGAGCUGCUGCUGCCCGUCGCACUGAAGCUGUUCCCCAAUAUGCUGCCCAGCACGUACGAGGGCCAGAAGUCGAGGGAGAAAAAGGCGCAGAUGCUCCGUGCCACUCGCAAGGAGGUUAGCGACUUCCUUCGCCAGACCCUCAAGGAGACGGGCCUGCCCCUGACGCAGGCGACGACGCAGCGCGAAGAGUUUACCGAGUUCUUCCGCAAGCUGCGGUCCACUGGUGAGAAGCCGACGGCCGAAGACGUGAUCAAGGUGUGCAAGAUCUUCAAGGACGACCUGACCCUGGACAACCUGUCGCGGCCGCAGCUGGUGUCCAUGUGUCGCUACCUCAACCUCAAUACCUUCGGUACCGAUAUGAUGCUGCGCUACCAGAUCCGCCACCGCAUGCGUCAGAUCAAGCGUGACGACCGCGCCAUCAGUUACGAGGGCGUCGACAGCCUAUCGGUGUCCGAGCUCCAGACUGCCUGCGCGGCCCGUGGCAUCAAGAGCUACGGUGUGUCUCCAGCCAGGUUACGCGAGGACCUGCAGACGUGGCUGGACCUGCGUCUGCGCGAUGGUGUGCCGUCGACCCUGCUGGUUCUCAGCAAUGCCUACAUGUACGGCCAGACGCUGUCAGCUGAGGCCGAGGGUGGCCCGUCGGCGACGCAGAUUGAUGCCCUGCUUGGCGUGCUGUCGUCGAUCCCUGAAGAGCUGUUCCACGAGAUCGAGCUUGAGGUGCACAACGCCGAGGGUGCUGCCACCAAUAAGCAGCGUCUUGAGGUCAUCAAGGAGCAGCAGGAGCUGAUCAACGAAGAGCUGGAGCAGAACGAGGAGAACCAGAAGACCGGCUUCGCCACGCCACGCGAUACCGAGGAUAUCGAUGAAAAAGAAGAGCAGCAGCGUCAUGAGCUUGCUGAGGCGGCUGGUAUCGAGAAAGCGCAAGUCAGCGAGGCCAUCGCAGCCGAGAAAGAGACCGCUGAGGCCGAGAGGAUAGACGCGCAGCGCGAGGCUGCUGCGUCUGCCGAGGCGAAGGCCAGUGAGAAGUAA
Messenger RNA from Thermochaetoides thermophila DSM 1495, 1719 nucleotides. RefSeq lists its product as uncharacterized. Gene Ontology annotation, biological process: intracellular monoatomic cation homeostasis. The coding region runs from base 1 to 1719 and encodes 572 amino acids. The record is from RefSeq and is a predicted model, not a curated record. NCBI's taxonomy places the organism in Eukaryota, Fungi, Ascomycota, Sordariomycetes, Sordariales, Chaetomiaceae. The transcript is spliced from 2 exons. Gene Ontology annotation, cellular component: mitochondrial inner membrane. Gene Ontology annotation, molecular function: ribosome binding.